Alternaria atra is the source of this 897-nucleotide messenger RNA. RefSeq lists its product as uncharacterized. The coding region runs from base 1 to 897 and encodes 298 amino acids. The record is from RefSeq and is a predicted model, not a curated record. The transcript has a single exon. NCBI's taxonomy places the organism in Eukaryota, Fungi, Ascomycota, Dothideomycetes, Pleosporales, Pleosporaceae.
AUGCCUAAGCGUGACGCAAACCGACGCAGGAAAGCAGCGCGCAAGAACCGUGGUCAAUCACACGACAAUUGGAACCAAAGUCAACUGGCAUAUUCACAGCAAUUGCAGUACAAUGAUGCAAUCUACGCCAAUGGAGAUGUUAUGGCUGCGGCAAGUUUCAGUGAAGAUAGCAUACAAAGACAACUUGGGUAUUUAGUGCCGGUACCACCACCUCAAGCAGGUAUGAGACCGAUUUCUCAAACAGGGUGCUGGUAUACAUAUACACAUCCUGUUACGUUUGAAGAUAUCGUUGUGUGGGUUGAUAGGCGGUACGGGAGUGGGUUUGCUGGUGAGGAAGCGCACUAUGAUGGAGAUAAAGAGUCGGCAUACAACCAAGAUACGCAAAAGUCUUCUUCACCGCUACGGUAUGAGUAUAGAGAGGGUUACCACGACUCAAUAUUGGAAAACCAGACAGAGGACUGGUGGAGAUUGUUCGGUCACGAUGUACCGGUGCAAUUCAUUCUUGCUCUUGUUGAGGCGCCUGAGGCUAAGGUUGAAAGAUUUGGACAUGAAGGCAGAGAGGAAGACAGUGUGGUGGACCAGUUCAGUCCGCAAUUUAUACAAUCUGAGUCGAGGGGGAAGAUGGAAGGGGAAUGGCACGCUGCAGCCAACUUUGCGCCUUAUCGUACUCCUGAGAUGGAACCAUGUUCUGGAGUUGAGACGACGAGGUGUGAUGGGUCGGAGAGCGAGCAGAGUAGACGGGAGGAGGCGGAAGGAGAUGUAGUUGGGAUUGUGACAGGAGAGUUCGUUGAUAGGAUUGUGCGAACAUGUAGGGAGAGGGAUGAUUGGGAGUGUGACUUUUGUGGAGUAGAGUGCUUUUUCUGGACUGUCAAGGCGGAUGCGACAAAGGCCUGGUAA